Molecule: messenger RNA, 1473 nt
Organism: Prosopis cineraria
Lineage: Eukaryota; Viridiplantae; Streptophyta; Magnoliopsida; Fabales; Fabaceae
Product: probable polygalacturonase At1g80170
Exons: 9
Coding region: 130-1473 (447 amino acids)
Biological process (GO): carbohydrate metabolic process
Molecular function (GO): polygalacturonase activity
Source: RefSeq, a predicted model, not a curated record
ACUAGACUGCCGUUAACUGCACCGAGACCGGGAAGCUGUUCGUUGGAGUGGACUCAGAGAGAUUAAUCUAAGACUGUCUCCCUCUCGCCCAGGUCCCUCCUCUGUCGGCCGACAUGGUCUGACAAAAAAAUGACCAACCCGAGAUCUGUUCCAUCUUCUCCAUUUAUAAUCAUCUCCUUUCAUUUUCUUCUUCUUUGUCUACGCACAAACCACAUCCAAGGAUUCGAUGCUGUUGUACAGCUUCCACGCUCCGGGUCGGUCUCCGCCCGCUUCACUCAUAAACGGGUCCUUUCUUUGGCUCAGUAUGGGGGAGAAGGGAAUGGCCAUCAUAAUGACACCAAGGCAUUGGAGGAAGUUUGGAAAACUGCUUGUGCCAUGUCUGGACGAAUAACUAUCCUGUUCCCCCCUGAAAAGGAAUUUCUGAUUUAUCCGAUUGAUCUUGGAGGCCAUUGCAGAUCUAAGAUCACUUUAAAGAUCUUAGGUACAAUUGUUGCCCCCAAAGAUCCUGAAGUCUGGGAUGGUUUAAAUCCGCGAAAAUGGCUUUACUUCCAUGGCUUGAAAUAUCUUACUCUAGAUGGUGGAGGCAAAAUCAAUGGAAUGGGACAAAAAUGGUGGGACAGAUCUUGCAAGACCAACUCAUCAAAUCCAUGUCGACCAGCUCCAACGGCCAUAACUUUUCAUAGAUGCAAGAAUUUGAAAGUCAGAGACCUUAUGAUCCUAAAUAGCCAAAAGAUGCACAUGGCAUUCUCUAGCUGUAUGAGAGUUGUUGCGUCAAAGCUUGUGGUUUUGGCUCCUGCUUCCAGCCCUAACACUGACGGAAUCCACAUUAGUAGAACAAAGGGUAUAGAGGUUAAGGAGAGCUCAAUUAGAACAGGAGAUGAUUGUAUCUCUAUAGUUAGCAACUCUUCACGGGUGAAGAUCAGUAACAUUUCUUGUGGUCCAGGCCAUGGCAUCAGCAUUGGAAGCUUAGGAAAAUCAGGAACAUGGGAGAAGGUACAAGACGUAAUGGUUAGUGAAUCUUAUCUUUAUCAAACUGAUAAUGGAGUGAGGAUCAAAACAUGGCAGGGUGGUGAUGGUUUUGCUUCCCAGAUCACAUUCAAGAAUAUCGUGAUGGCGAAUGUAUCAAACCCAAUAAUAAUAGACCAGUUUUACUGCGAUUCUCCCUAUCCUUGUCAGAACCAGACCUCAGCUGUCAAAGUGGAGAAUAUAUCCUUCAUUGGUAUCAAAGGAACUUCGGCAACAGAGGAAGCUAUAAAAUUUGCUUGCAGUGAUUACUCUCCUUGUGAAAGAUUAUACCUGGAAGAUAUUUUUCUCACACUAGGCUUUGGAGGAAACAUAAGAUCAUCCUGCUGGAAAGCUCAUGGUUCUACAAAUGGUUGGAUUUACCCUCCUCACUGUUUUCCAGAGACCAAUGAUUCUUUCGAUGCACCAAAAACGUGGGAAGAGCUGGAGUCUCUUCUUCUACCUUCCUGA